AUGGCUUAUGAUCGCUAUGUAGCCAUCUGUAUCCCCAUGCGCUACUCUAUCAUCAUGAAGAGAAGUGUUUGUGUCCUUCUUGCCUCUGUUUCUUGGUUUGUCAGUGCCAUAAAUGGAUUUCUGUUUUCUUGGCUCAUUUCUAAUUUAUUGUUCUGGGAUCAUCAAAAAAUCAACCAUUUCUUUUGUGAGCUAAAAACCGUUGUGGGGCUUUCUUGCAGUGACACUGACACCAUCAAUAUUGUGUUAAUUGUAAUAUGCAUAUUUUUUGGCUUCUUACCAUUUGGUUUAAUUCUGAUUUCUUAUGUAAACAUUAUGUCUGUUGUCUCAAAGAUCCAAACUUCAGCAGGAAAACUCAAGACCUUCUCCAGCUGCUGCUCCCAUCUCACAGUUGUGCUUCUGUUCUGUGGGACAUCUUUAAGUUUGUACAUGAAGCCUGAUUCUGGGAAUUCCCAAGAAAUGGAUAAGCUGCUGUCUCUGCUGUAUGUGGCUGUCACUCCCCUGUUAAACCCAUUGGUGUAUAGCUUGAGGAACAAGGAUAUUAUUAAUGCCAUUAAACAUAAAAUUGUCUCAAUGUCAUUGUUCAGGUAG
Molecule: messenger RNA, 588 nt
Organism: Xenopus tropicalis (tropical clawed frog)
Lineage: Eukaryota; Metazoa; Chordata; Amphibia; Anura; Pipidae
Gene: or13aq3
Product: olfactory receptor family 13 subfamily AQ member 3
Exons: 1
Coding region: 1-588 (195 amino acids)
Biological process (GO): signal transduction; G protein-coupled receptor signaling pathway
Cellular component (GO): plasma membrane; membrane
Molecular function (GO): olfactory receptor activity; G protein-coupled receptor activity
Source: RefSeq, a predicted model, not a curated record